CAGCAAAGAGCUGCUGUUGCAGCCUGUGAUCAUCAGCAGAAAUGAGAAGGAGAAGGUCCUCAUCGAGGGCUCCAUUAACUCUGUGCGCGUCAGCAUCGCAGUGAAACAGGCCGAUGAGAUUGAGAAGAUCUUGUGCCACAAAUUCAUGCGCUUCAUGAUGAUGAGGGCCGAGAACUUCUUCAUCCUGCGCAGGAAGCCUGUGGAGGGCUACGACAUCAGCUUCUUGAUCACAAACUUCCACACGGAGCAGAUGUACAAGCACAAGCUGGUGGACUUUGUCAUCCACUUCAUGGAGGAGAUUGACAAAGAGAUCAGUGAGAUGAAGCUCUCUGUCAAUGCCAGGGCUCGCAUCGUGGCAGAGGAGUUCCUCAAGAAUGUGAGGCUUUGAACCAGGAGGAGAUGGGUCCCU
This is a messenger RNA of Tauraco erythrolophus (red-crested turaco), 409 nucleotides long. Lineage: Eukaryota; Metazoa; Chordata; Aves; Musophagiformes; Musophagidae. The record is from RefSeq and is a predicted model, not a curated record.